This is a messenger RNA of Pipra filicauda (Wire-tailed manakin), 5065 nucleotides long. RefSeq names its product coiled-coil domain containing 149 (gene CCDC149). The transcript is spliced from 14 exons. Bases 285 to 2033 code for a protein of 582 amino acids. Lineage: Eukaryota; Metazoa; Chordata; Aves; Passeriformes; Pipridae. The record is from RefSeq and is a predicted model, not a curated record.
CACGUCAGGAGAGGAGGGCCCUUCUCUGGGACACGCACCCGGACGCUCCCGCACAGCCCUCGGCAGGUGCCGCUCGGGCCCCGCCGCUCUGCCCCGCGGACCGGCCUCCCUGCCCGGGCACCAGGGCCCGGCGCUGCCGGCGCUCGGCCGUGCGGAGCUCGGUCCCGGCGGGUCCCGGCGGGCAGGGCCGGUCGCACGGGCGGCCGCAGGCCCCGCCUCUCCCGCGGGCUGCUCGGGAAGGCCGGGGCGGGCGGAGCCGGUCGCCGCCGCGGGCCGCCGGAGCCAUGAGCUCCCAGCGCAGCGAGAGCGACUGGCAGGGGCUGCUGAGCGAGUAUCUGGUGUGCAAAAGGAAGCUCGAAAGUAAAAAGGAGGCAUUGCUAAUCCUUUCCAAAGAGCUAGACACCUGUCAACAGGAAAGAGACCAGUACAAGCUUAUGGCCAACCAGUUGCGGGAACGACACCAGUCUCUGAAAAAGAAGUAUCGGGAGCUGAUUGAUGGGGAUCCAUCGCUUCCGCCUGAAAAGAGGAAACAGGCAAAUCUUGCUCAACUACUGAGUGAGGCUCAAGAUCGAAAUAAACACCUUGGAGAAGAGAUUAGAGAGCUUCAGCAGAGACUGGGAGAAGUACAAGGGGACAAUAAGCUCCUUCGAAUGACUAUAGCAAAGCAAAGACUUGGAGAUGAUGAAGUUGGGGCUCGUCACUUCGCAGCACAUGAACGGGAAGACCUUGUUCAACAGUUGGAGAAGGCUCGAGAACAGAUUGAGACUCUGAGAUAUGAUCUUCAGGCUGCACUGGAUGAGUUACAUGAUGUGAAAGAGGAACGUUCUUUUUACCAAGAUAAGUCUGACAGACUAAACCAAGAGCUGAAUCAUGUCUUAGGAGGGCACGAAAACCGUAUCAUCGACGUAGAUGCUUUAUGUAUGGAGAACAGGUAUCUUCAAGAGAGAUUAAAACAACUUCAAGAAGAAGUCAACCUUCUUAAGUCUAGUAUUACUAAAUAUAAGAAUGCACUAGAGAGACGAAAAAAUUCAAAGACUCAUAGUAGAUCCAGUAGCAGUGCUUUGACUGGAGUCCUUUCUGCAAAGCAAGUCCAAGAGUUGUUGUCGGAGGAUCAUGGAUGUAGCCUACCAGCCACACCACAGUCCAUUUCAGAUCUCAAAUCACUGGCCACUGCAUUGCUGGAAACCAUCCAUGAAAAAAACAUGGUCAUACAACAUCAAAGACAAACCAACAAAAUUCUAGGUAAUCGAGUGGCAGAACUAGAAAAGAAAUUAAGAACUUUGGAAAUUGCUGGCUUGUGGAGUCUUCCAGGCCUGAGCUACAAUGUCUCAGUGGGAUUUGGGAGUGGAAAGGAUACGAUAACAUUCAGUGACCCAACCUUGCCCGUGCUGCAGCGCUCCAGGUCACCAUUGUCUUUUACUGAUAAGCCACAGAAAGCUGAAGUACGAGCAGAACAGAAGGGAGAAUGUGAUGAAACUUGUGCUGUUGCAAGUGAUUCUCCAGCUCCAGAGGGAACAAAUUUAAAUAACAGAAACAAAAAUAAACAUUUUUAUCCUUCCUUGCCCCAGCUACCUUCUGAGGAAGAAGAAAUAAACAGGCUUGGAAGUCAGAUAAUUAAACUGACAGUUGCGGAACUGGAAGGGAAAAGAGCAGGCACUUCUGCAGGGGAGCAGAACGUGGUAGUUGGAGCAGAGCUUAAUGGUUCAUCAGAGGGAGAGUUCCCACUUUCCAGCCCUGACCCAUCUGACCCCACAGAUCCCUCAAACUCUGAGAAUGAACAAACAGGUGAAACCGAGGCCCUGGAAGACAAUGAUGAAACCUCAGAGAGCAACUGUGAAAUUCCAAAUGAAAGAGGGGAUCAAAAUAGCAGCUCCGUGGAUGUGGUGCAUGCUGAAGACCCUGGAAGGCAUGGAGGGCUCAGUGUUACAACUGCAGACACAAAUAACAGCUUUGAGGAGCUCUCUGAAUCUGAAAACAAGAAACCAUCUGAUGCUGCCAAAAACUGUGAAUAUUUGGAUAACAGUUUUGCUUGAGCUCAUCUCAUGAAAAUGAAGGGAGUUAUUUCACCAGAUACUGAGAACCCAAUUUAAUGAAGCUCUGAAGGAAAUAUCAUCAGAGAAGCCAGAAGUCUUACUGAGUGAAACAGCACUGCUGUUCCAAAGCAAGAAAAACAGCAAGAGGAGAACCAGUGAUGCCCUGUCCACCUACUUGGCUCUCUCGGUUACUGGAAUUGCAUUCCUCAACUUACAGGAGCUGGAACAGCCCUCAAGCUGAGUUAACAGGUGGUAGAUUUCAGCCAACUCCAUCUGUGUUCUCCUUUCUAAAGGAAUCUGUGUCUUUUUUUUUAUUUUCCUAUGAUUUGGAAUUAAGGAUAACUCUUCCUUUCCUCUUCAUUUCACAAGUCUAUGGUAUGGUAGAAGGAUUAUUUGCAUUGUUGCCACUUUCUUAAACUUCUUCUUUUGAAGAUGUUUAGUCAUAGGAAAACAUUCCUAUAAUAACUGGGGAAAAGGGAGGCUGCUGUGUCAUUCUCUAGCUCAAUCCUGAUGCUGGAGCUGUGCCACUGUGCUUCUAGGAAGGCAGCAAUGAGGGAAUACUUAACGUUGAAGUUAGCAGCUGUUGGAGAAGGGGAGGCAGGUCCUUCCUCUCCUGUUUGUAGCACAAGGAAUACUCUCAGCAGCUGUGGAGCUUCUAUGGGCCAGCAGCCGUCAAGGCAAUUUUUCUGCUGGCUUGGGACCUAAUUGUCUGUAAAUGUUCAUUUCUCAUUCCUAGAACUUGAAACCAAUCAGAGAGAAUUAAACCAAAUUUAAUAAAAUACUACUAAUAAAAAGGAAAAUCCCUCCCAGAUUGAGUACUUCUUUGACAAAUAACUGCCAGCUGCAAAUUUUUACAGCCCACUUGCCAGCUACUGAAUAAGGAGAGUUUAUAUUAGCAGUACUGACAAACUCUUCUGUAUGUGGAAGAUGAGCUAGCAGGUGUUGCCAUAAUCAAGGUGUCAGAGUCCAUGAACAGUUUGUAUUCAGCAGAAGAAAGGCUGUAUGUAAAUUAUUACAUAUAAAUAUAAGGGGUGAUAGUGGGAAGGUGAAAAAUGUGGCUUGUCUCUGUUCUCAUGUGUUUUCCCUAGCAGGUGCAUUUGUGUAACCCUUUCAGUGUCUGUCUGCAGGAUAUAAAGCCAUACUCCCAGCGCUCCUCAAAUAUGUUUACUCUCUCCUUAAAGGUUAUGGGACAUUGCAGCAUUCCACUGAUGUUAAGCAGCAGCCCUUAGGAACAAAAGCUACUUGUAUAUUUAGGUGUAUUAAGGACAUGAAGCAGUAAAAAGUUUUUAUUUCAUUAUCCUCAUCACCAUUUAAGUUCCUUAUUACCUGAAAAAAACCAAGAAGAGUUUAAAUAUUUGAAAGACUGUUGGGCUGUUCCCAGUAAUUGAAACUGACUGCACUAUUGACUCCUUUGUGUGACAGUCAGAAGAGAAAUAGCUGAAGAAACUGAAAUCUCCAAGAGAAUGUGGCAGGAUUUUUUCCUUUAGUGCCUGAAUGUCAUGUUACGUAGCAUUUUAUUCAAGAUGUGUUCUUUUCCAUCUUUCACAGAGCUAAAUAUCAAUACUCAAUAUCAAUGCUAAAUAUCAAUCAGUCAGAACUGAGGCAAGCAAAUAAGGUCAAGAUUUCACGUAGUUGAGCUCAGAAAUCUUUUACUCGUUCCCUGUCCUGUGUCUUUCCUGACCCAGAGAUGGUGAAUGAGCAUUUUGCUCCUGGUCCCUUAACGGCCAGUUAAUGCUAUUAGUUAGUGAAGAAUUUGGUGUAAAAAUUUGAGCAGGUAGAAGCAGUGCUAGACCAACAGCUUUUUAAUGCCUCAUUUGUUGACUCUUUUCAACUAUGUCUUUUCUGUGAGAGCAUAGUCAUGUACCAACCCAACAAUUAGGACAUCUUGGUAAUUGUCCUCAUACCAUUCUCUCUCUUAGAUGCCAUUUUUAUCUUUGCAAUCACUGAAUUCCAGUAAGAUGCCUAGAUCUCUGAAAACCUCAUUUUCAGUGCAAUGUCACUGCUGCAAUACUGCCCCUCUCCUUCCUGUCCUAGCAAAUGUGUAUCUUAGCUACGUUUUUAGCCUCCUCCCAGGAACACAAGACUUCAAAGCCAGGACACUUGUAAAAGUGAGAUGUUGUUGCUGCUCUAGGUAAUUAAAUAUUCUUGUCAGUAACUUCCUCGGAUAUUGCUUUAAUUGAUAUCAUUGUGCUAUUAGAACAAUGGGGGUUUUUUUCCCCAGUAAAUUUAAUUAGUGUUUUGUUGUGGAAUGAACAUACCUUAGGUUUGAGGGAAAUGGUUUUGUUUGUUUUGCUUUGGGGGUUUUUUUAGACCUGUGUUCCCUGUUUCUAGUUCUUUAGAAACGAAGAAAUCACAACCACACAUAUAAGCCUUUUUGGUGUUGGGCUUUGGGGAAGCAAAGUGGGAAGGGACUGUUGUGGCAGGGAUAUGGCGAAGGUACAUUUCACAAACUGAUUUUAAGGAGAUUGUCUCACCUAAAAGUGAAUUCAUGCAUUAUCUGUGGGAAGGAUUUCAUUUGAAAGUAUCAUGUUGUGGUUAUUGGAAAAACAAUGUUCACUGAAUUUGUAAAAUAAGUGUGUGAAAAUGACAGAUUAAGAAGCAUUCUUUUAGAAUGCUGCUUCUUUUGUAAGUGAGACUAUUUUUAAGCAUAUGGGAAUUUGUAUAAUAAAGACUGGAAUUUCUUUAAUCCCUAUGAGCUCAGGAAUGUAUUUCAAAAUCUUAACUGCGAUUAAGCUGAAAGUCUGCUACAUUUCUAAAAGAUAACAUUUUGUUUACCAGCUUCUGUUUUGCAGUUUGCUUUCUAAAUUAUGCAGUUUAAUUUAUUUGCAAACCUCUUUUUUGUUGCUGCGUGGAUUAACAGCACAACAUGGUUAAACUGUAUUAAUACAUUUUGUCAUCUUUAAUAAAAACAUUUCCCGAUAUGCUUGUUCUACCUGCUUGGUUCCUUUUCUCAGUAUCAGAUGAUUCAUAGCCAUGGGAUGGUGUUUUAAUAUUCUUACUGAGUUGUGUUACAUUAAAAAAAUAAAGCCUUA